This is a messenger RNA of Lycium barbarum (goji berry), 441 nucleotides long. RefSeq lists its product as uncharacterized. Bases 1 to 441 code for a protein of 146 amino acids. The transcript has 3 exons. The record is from RefSeq and is a predicted model, not a curated record. Lineage: Eukaryota; Viridiplantae; Streptophyta; Magnoliopsida; Solanales; Solanaceae.
AUGGUUAUGUCCAAAAGGCAACAAAUGCACUUCGAAUCAGCAGUAAAAUUGCAGCAAAACUCAGCUGAAAGCUGCAGCAGAGAUCUCCUCGAAUUGUACAAAAGAAGCAGCAGUUUUGUCAAGGCAUCAGUAGCACAACUGAGUAUAAGUAACCCACGGCAAGGAAAGAAGGUUUCACCUAAGGUUGCCGGUAUAGGAAAAGGUCGCGGUGCAAGCAAGGUAACCUCACGGUUGCGCGAUGAAGAUCAACUCAAAGACACAAGGGAUACAAAGAAGCCCACUGCACCUAGCAGGCCAGCCUCACCAUCCGAAAGUUCCUCCUCGUCUGAUGAGGAGAGUUCUUCUAGUUCUUCGAGCCAUAGUAGACCCAGGGAGGCUGUCACACCACCACACCAGCCUCAACCACCCAUUAGACAGCCUACUGCGGAGGAGCGCGAAUAA